This is a messenger RNA of Phalacrocorax carbo (great cormorant), 3420 nucleotides long. Lineage: Eukaryota; Metazoa; Chordata; Aves; Suliformes; Phalacrocoracidae. The record is from RefSeq and is a predicted model, not a curated record.
CUGGGGGGCCCGGCGGAGCCGGGGGCCCCGGGCAGCGGGGAGGCGGCCCGCCAGCCCCGGCGUUCAUCCCCUCGAGUAGGCGCCGUGAGGCGAUGCUCUCCCACAGCUCCCCUGAAAGCCUGAUUGCUUAUUUAUCGCACCCGCGGAGGCAGGAAUAGACCAAGUGAUUCACUUAGGGAUGACUGACGGAGCCAAAAAAACAGAUUUUGGGACUCAGAAGCUCCUUGGGUGGCUGUGGCAGCUCAUCUCUGACAGCGACAAGCCCUUUUGUUUCUUAAUGAGGUCCCCCGAUAAUAGCAGAAAUCCUGUUUUAUUAGCAGUAACACAACUGACAAAGCACCUUGCGCUUGCUAAAAGAGGUCGGUUUUCCUAGGAUUUGGAACACUGACUUCCAUUCCAGGUUACGUGUUACGUCAUGGGAAUAAUGUGAGCUAUUCUAGACACGUACUGUAAAUCUGAAAACAUCUACCGUGAUAUAAGUUUCAGAGUUGCUUCACACUCCUCAUUUUUAUCAGAGAAAUCACAUUUGGGGAAAUCGUUAUUUUCAUUAAGUAACACUAGUUCCUGUACAAGGGAGCUGAGGAUCCCGCUGGCAGGACAGGAACAAAGAAACGUGUAUUUUAAAAAAUGCAAGAGCUUGAGCAGUGGUGAAACUUAACUGUGGCGAUUGCAUUGAUUUCCACUGGAGAGCAGUAGAGGCUUGCACCGGGUCUUUUUCCCUCUUCUGGACUGAUUUAAGGCAGUAACUGUGCGUACACUGCCUUGGGUUUUUUAUGUACUGAGCUAGCGGGUCUGUGCAGGGGUGACAAAGAAGAAGAAAAGACUUCAGCCCCAUACGUUGGAUUUUUGUGUAAGUUCUGUUUAGACAUUAUCCUCCUAAGCUAAUAUUUAACAUAGUGCAGGCCAGGACAUAGGCAGUUAAAAUACACAUUUAUUUCUAAAUGCGGCAAAAGGAAAGAAAAGCUGUUUGCCUUUUGAUUAUGACCAAAAAUUAUAUCUUUUUAGUUAAAAAAUCUCAGAAAAGGCAUAUCCCCUACUCACAUCCCCUCAAGUGAAAUUUUCCUUUAAAUUCUAGGAAAUUAUCCCUAUCAAAAUAUUAUUUUUUUCAUAUUUCUCUUUAGCUGUUGUCCCCUGAGAAGAUGCAACUUCUCUGCGUUUGCGGGCUCUCUGCCAUGGGUCACAGCCUUCACUUGAUGCCGGAGCGUUGAGGGAAGCUGCCUUUUGGACUUUCUCUCUCCCUUUGGGUCAUGCACGGUUUCCCACCUGCCUCAGCGGGCCGUAUUGUGGAAGACACUGAGGGCCUUUGGGGUGGGGGUUAUUGACUCGUGGGUUUUUUACGGAGCCUGAAUAAAUCUUGCAGGAAAUGCACAAAGAGCCGAAGCUGAGAGGUAACCCCAUUCUGCUCUCAGGAGGAGGCUGGCAGGCCGUGGCUAAUCACAGUGGACUUUUAACCUAGACCUCACCGUGUUAUUCAUGCAUAAAACCACAUAAUGCGAGGCUGGCUCUAAACAACUGCAGAUUAUUGUGAGGAUAAAAAUACCAGUUGCCUGGAAUUGUAGUAGUGAUCCUUUUCUCUGUGUAGAGUUUUACAGCCGUUGCCACCACACUUGGCAAAUUGCACAAAUACUUUAGCUCAGAGGAUGUGCGCUCUGGUGGAUGGCAAAAAUGGGUCAAGGUGUCUGCUGACAGCCUUUAAGGGAAAUGGUCUCUGAGGAGAUACUAUUUUUCUGCUGUUUCUAUUAGCAAAAUUGAUAGACAUGGUUUUCUUUCGCAGCUGGAGCGAGUCCAUCACUGAGCAGGCAGGCUGUUGCCACUACAAUUGCGGUCAGACUGACGAGUACAGGACGAUGGCUUCCAUCUCCGAGCGCACCUUCAUCGCCAUCAAGCCCGACGGGGUCCAGCGGGGGCUGGUGGGAGAGAUCAUCAAGCGGUUCGAGCAGAAGGGAUUCAAACUGGUGGCCAUGAAACUGAUCCACGCCUCUGAAGACCUUCUGAGAGAACACUACAUCGACCUAAAAGACCGGCCGUUCUAUGAUGGUCUGGUGCAGUAUAUGCACUCUGGGCCCGUUGUGGCUAUGGUGUGGGAAGGUCUUAACGUGAUUAAGACUGGAAGGGUGAUGCUGGGGGAAACUAAUCCAUUCGAUUCAAAGCCUGGCACUAUUCGUGGUGACUUCUGCAUUCAAGUUGGAAGGAACAUCAUUCAUGGAAGUGACUCUGUAGAAAGUGCCGAGACAGAGAUCGGUUUAUGGUUCACUCCUGAAGAAUUGGUUGAUUACAGAAGCUGUGCUCAUGAGUGGAUCUAUGACUAACUGAGCCUGUACCUUCUGAUAUCCUUACUGUCUGUAGAGAGCUGCUAGCCUCUAGCUGUUUCAGAGCCCUGCGUAGAAACUGGGGGAAAACCCGUCUCAGAAAUCUGUGAGAUUCCUCUGUUAUGAAUAUUAAGUAUAGUCAGUGUUUGCUGCUGCUUUGGUUAAAAAGCUGUCAAGGUAUAGACGGAAUUCUCCUUUUAAAAAGCUGCUUUCGGCUGUGAGAGACAUGAUAUUAAAACACAGAGCGUAUAAUGCGUAUAUUUUCCUGAAACAUGCUGUAGUCAAAGAGGGUAUUUUGAUAAAUAGAAAAAAAAUAGGUUAAAAUGUAUUUGGUAAAUAAAUAUGCAAAUGGCUCAGGGACAGAGGCUGUUAAAAUUAUAGGGGACAACUGGCAGUAUGCAAACACACUCAUAGCAUGCCCAAAUGUUGAGGGUUGAAAUUUAUGUCAAACAAAUCCCCGCACACGAAGCGGCUGUAGGAAAAAGCUUAUUUGUUUCCCUCUCCAGAACACGCCGUGCCUGUGCACAGGGCACGGCUUUGAUGAAAACGAGCACGUUCCUCUAGAUUGACACCAUUUCAACUUGCUUUUUUUUUCCCCACAUGGGAUUUAUUUUGCAUUUUAAGGCAGGAUUAAUAGGCCAGGCUUUCUGAAAUGCCAUUUUAUGUGAAAAGAAGAUUAACGUGAGGAUGUGGGAGGGCAAUGUACCUUCAGCCACGUCACUGUAGCAGUCUUCUGAGUCGCACAGAGCAACCCGGAGUGAUGUUUGCUUUACUGACCAAACAGCUGAUAAUUUGCUAUGUUCUUAUCUGCGUCCUUUCCUGAACAGUUGGAAGUACAAAGCCAGCUGUUCGCGGAGAAGGUGUGUCAGAAGGGACUGUAGCGUUGGUAUUUUAAAUGCAUUUAGUCACGUAAAGAAACACAGACAUAAUAACAAUGUAUUUCAGGAGAGGUGUCUGCUUCUAUUAGAGAAAACUAUCAGCCUCUCGCAGAAAUUUCAACAACAAAUAUUCCCUGGCUCUACUGGGCGAGGAACGAGAAAUGUGUUGGGGUCAAUAUUAUGUAUUUAUUUACCUGCAACAGUGUAUUCAUUAAAAGUAAGAGUUUCACUAA